Cynocephalus volans (Philippine flying lemur) is the source of this 2502-nucleotide messenger RNA. It is a transcript of the gene RCOR2, whose product is annotated as REST corepressor 2. Gene Ontology annotation, cellular component: histone deacetylase complex; transcription regulator complex. Gene Ontology annotation, molecular function: transcription corepressor activity. Lineage: Eukaryota; Metazoa; Chordata; Mammalia; Dermoptera; Cynocephalidae. The coding region runs from base 522 to 2093 and encodes 523 amino acids. Gene Ontology annotation, biological process: negative regulation of DNA-templated transcription; regulation of transcription by RNA polymerase II. The transcript has 11 exons. The record is from RefSeq and is a predicted model, not a curated record.
GUAGCCGGGGCCCCACCGGCUGCCGUCGCGGGCAGGGGUCUGGUCAGGACCGGGGUCCCCACUCGGGGACUGGGGCAUCCCCGACGCAGCCGAGAGGCACGGAGCCCGCGGGGGGCGCAAAUUGCUCUGCAGCGCCCGCCCGCUGAACGGCGUGGGCAGGAGGGCGCUAGGGUUCCGGGGCGCCCCGAGGGCAGGGCGCCCUGACUUCUCUGGGGAGCCCCGAUCCCGAGGGGCGUUUGGAGGGAGCGCGCCCCAGCCGCACCGGACCUUGCGCUCAUCCCCCGCGCACCCCACUUCUGCACAAACUUUUCUGACGCCCUCGCCCGUGGGGGUCGCGGAGAGCGCUGGGGCCGGCCGCUGGGCUCCUGCCCCGCCGGACCCUGGCCACGCUGACCUCCCGCCUCUCGUAGCUUCGGUGGCGACCUCUCCAGGUCGGGCCGCGCACGGCACUCGAGGCGAGCGCGGCAACCACCUUCGCUCUCCGAAGGCUCCCGCGCCCCCCGGGGCAGCUGGGCGGGGUAAUGCCCUCGGUGAUGGAGAAACCGAGCGCGGGCUCCGGGAUCCUGUCCCGCAGCCGGGCCAAGACGGCGCCCAACGGCGGGCAGCCCCACUCGGAGGAUGACAGCAGCGAGGAGGAGCACUCGCACGACAGCAUGAUCCGCGUUGGAACCAAUUACCAGGCUGUAAUUCCGGAGUGCAAGCCUGAGAGCCCAGCACGCUACAGCAACAAGGAACUGAAGGGGAUGCUGGUGUGGUCGCCCAACCACUGUGUGUCAGAUGCCAAGCUUGACAAAUACAUUGCGAUGGCCAAGGAGAAGCAUGGCUACAACAUCGAGCAGGCACUGGGCAUGCUCCUGUGGCAUAAGCAUGAUGUGGAGAAGUCACUGGCUGACCUGGCCAACUUCACCCCAUUCCCUGACGAGUGGACAGUAGAGGACAAAGUGCUGUUUGAACAGGCCUUUGGCUUCCACGGCAAGUGCUUCCAGCGGAUUCAGCAGAUGCUGCCCGACAAGCUAAUUCCCAGCCUGGUAAAGUAUUACUACUCUUGGAAGAAGACCCGCAGCCGAACCAGUGUGAUGGAUAGACAGGCACGGCGGCUGGGGGGUCGCAAGGACAAAGAAGACAGUGAUGAGCUGGAAGAGGGACGAGGAGCUGUGAGUGAGGGAGAGCCAGAUGCUGGAGACCCCAAGAGAGAGCCUCUGCCCUCUCGGCCCCUGAAUGCACGCCCGGGACCAGGGAAGAAGGAGGUUCAGGUGUCUCAGUACCGCCACCACCCUUUGCGAACCCGGCGACGCCCCCCCAAGGGCAUGUACCUGAGCCCCGAAGGCCUCACUGCAGUGUCAGGAAGCCCGGACCUUGCCAGCAUCACGCUGCGGGGCCUUGACUCCCAGCUCAUCUCCCUGAAGCGCCAGGUGCAGAGCAUGAAGCAGACCAAUAGCAGCCUCCGCCAAGCCUUGGAGGGUGGCAUUGACCCACUCCGCCCUCCUGAGGCCAACAUCAAGUUCAACUCCCGUUGGACCACAGAUGAGCAACUUUUGGCUGUACAAGGUCCAGAUUACAUCUGUCUCCACAUCUGUGCCCCGAUCGGUGCCCCCUGUACCACCACCCCCUCCACCUCCCACCUCGCUGUCCCAGCCGCCUCCACUGCUGAGGCCACCUCUGCCCACAGCUCCCACUCUGCUUCGCCAGCCCCCUCCACUGCAGCAGGGCCGCUUCCUCCAGCCCCGGCUGGCCCCCAACCAGCCCCCACCACCUCUCAUCCGCCCUGCUCUGGCUGCCUCCCGCCACAGUGCCCGCCCAGGCCCUCAACCCCCACCCACCCUGAUUGGAGCCCCUCUGGAGCCUCCAGCACCCUCACUCUGAGCCCUGAGGUCCUCCACCAACCAGAGGCUCUGGAACACCUUUGCUGGACAUUCCCAGGCAUCUCCAGGUCACUAAGGAUGGAAGGGAUCAGGGCUCUUGCUAGGUGUUUCAAAGACCCAGAGCUGCUGAUUGGCACAGUCUGGACCUGUGGGGUCUGUGUGUUCCUGGCAGCUGAGCCUGUCCCCUUACAGACAGGGCCUGGGGCUCAGGGGCCUUCUGAGCUGGCGUGAGGGUACGUUCUGCUCCUUGGCUGGGGCUGGAAUGGCUGCCUCCUAGUUUGCUGGGGCUUGGCCUUUAGGCUCUGCCUUUUGUGUGUAAGGGGUAGUGACCUUAGCAUGGGGCUGGGGGCAAGGACAGUUCGGUGUGCUGGCUGUUCUCAUUCCUCUUUCCCUUCUUUAGCAAUAAGUCUGGGGUGAGAUGGGCCUGAGGGAGGAGGUGGGCAGAGAGGUUCCUUGGGGCCUGACAGCAGAAGAGGCUGGAAGGGAAGCUCUGUCUUAAGGGGCCAGAUGGGAAAUACUGAGCUGAGGGCGCCCACCAUGCCCACCUCCAAAAAGCCUGGAGAAAGUGGGGUUGGGAACUUAUGCAGACAUGGAUUUAUUUUUCAACAUUUUUAAAAAAUAAAUAAAAUCUCCCAAGCCC